AUGGACUCAGAACCGCCCCAGCUCGAUGCCACCCGAUCGCAGACCUCUCCCGGAGAACAAACAGACGCUCCGGCUGUUGACAGUGCAAAGAGGAAGGCGGAAUUAGCCCCGGCCGGGCAGACGCGCUCAAAGAGAAAUCGGUACAUAUCCAUCGCCUGCAAUGAAUGCAAGCGAAGGAAGAUCAAAUGUAAUGGAAAUCAGCCAUGCAACCGAUGCGGCCAUCUCAAGCUAGAAUGCCGAUACGCACCAAACUGUUGCAAUAACAACUUCAAGGACUCCGAGGAGUUUCGAUCAAUGAAAAAUCAGAUCUCCUCUCUGCAGGAUCAAGUAACUAGCCUCUUCAGCAAUAUCAGUGAACUGCGCGCGCAAAGGACCAGCUUUGAUACGCCAUCCUUUGACAACUUCUCCCGUGAUGGCUCACACAUCUUUACGCCCAUGCAUCCUCCAACAGGCAAGCCUCGCCUGAAGCACGCUCGGUUUCAUGGUCCUACCAGCUCGGCAUUCAACUUUGACGUUGCUCGAUCAAGCCUUCAACAUAUGGGCAUUGCGCCUGUUGAAGAAGCCAUACCAGAUGAUCUGACCACAGCCCAUGCUACACCGGCGGGGUCACCUCCUCCUGUAGCAGCACUUAGUCAACCCAUGCACCCGUCAAAAGACCCUAUCUGGGCAAUCAAGAAAGACGAAGCGUUACGGUUAUGUCGGGUGUACGAGGAGGAGAUUGGUAUCAUGUAUCCACUUGUCGACAUCGAUCACGUCAUCCAGCAAGUCACUUUACUUUAUACCUUUAUGGAGGCGGCAAUGCGAACUGGACUCAUGCACCGGGGUCUGGCAGGUGCAGAUGGCCUUGAAGAUGAUAGCACGAGUUUGAUCAAGCUCAUCCUUGCUACUACCCUCAUUGUUGAAGGUGGCGGGCGAAGCGAGCUCGGCCGACGGCUAUAUAUGAAUGUGAAGCCGGUUGUUGAGUCCAAGAUAUGGGAUACGCUAGACGUCAAAACUAUUCAGCUCUUAGGACUAAUGGCAACAUAUCACUUUCAUACGGACGAGGAUGCCUUGGCCUAUCGGAUCAUCGGUGUGGCCUCCCGCAUGUGCCUUGAGAUGGGACUACAUAGAAGGGACGCGCUGGCCAAGUACUUCCCUGAUGAAGCACAGUGGCCAGAGAUCGUCAGAAUAUUCUGGUCGAUUUACUCUUUGGACCGACGGUGGAGUUUUGGUACGGGGUUGCCGUUCUCAAUCCACGAUGAGGAUAUAGACCAAAUGGAACCGGAUCCAUCAUUACAGUACUUGCGUUGCAUGAUCACGUAUAAUCGCAUCAGCUCGAAGGUUUGGUACUCCGGCUUGGGCUCAGAUGGAGCAACAGACAUACGUCGAGAUGAGAUCGGAUACUUGGACUAUCAGGUCCUUCAGUGGUAUAAGCAGAUCCCGGAUUCUCUCAAGUUUUAUCCGGCCGAAUCCCCGAGGCAGGGUGAAACGGCAAGCCGAGGCAUUCGAAGGUUGCGCAUACUGUUGUAUCUGCGUAUGAAUCAACUGCGGACUCUGAUCUAUCGGCCAGUUCUGCAUUCAGCUGCUAGUAUUGCCGAAGAUAAGGGACAUGCUCAGACGGUAGUGGAUGUCGCUAAGGACACGGUUCGUAUUCUCACCAGACUAAAUCAAACCUCCGAUAUAUACCGCACACAACAGAUUACCUUCAAUUACUUCCUCGUUGCCGCCUUGGCUGUUCUGUUCCUGGCCGUCUGUCAUGCACCAAAUGAGUUUAAUCGCCAGGUACGGGACGAGUUCUACUUGGCGCUAGAUCUUGUCAACGGAUUCAGCACAAAGUCAUAUGUAUCGAAACGCCUAUGGAAGACAAUCAAAGGCCUCAGACAAAUUGGCGAGAGACUGGGCGUUCUUGCGCGGCCUUAUGGACCAGACGUUAAUGACCCGCACUCAUCGGCGGCUGUUGCAAUGGCUGGCUUGGCUGGCCAUCCAAUGGAAGAUCUGUCAGUUUACGGGACUUUGAAUGGGGUGGGUGAACUGGGCAAUAGCCCUUUGAAUGGGCUACAGAUGAGCCAUGAGCUCACAGCGCUGUUUGAGGCUGUGGGGGGCUUUGGAAACUUUAUGGGCCCGACCACAGCCGAUGGGAUGAAUGGUUUUAUCGGUCACGAAGGUGAGCUUCAGAAUACUGGAGAAGGACUGUCAGGCGUGCUGGGUGACGAAGGGGAAUUUGCACGCGUGAUACGCGACCUUUUCUGA
This is a messenger RNA of Aspergillus mulundensis, 2229 nucleotides long. Its product is annotated as transcription factor domain-containing protein. Bases 1 to 2229 code for a protein of 742 amino acids. Gene Ontology annotation, biological process: positive regulation of transcription from RNA polymerase II promoter by galactose; DNA-templated transcription. Gene Ontology annotation, molecular function: RNA polymerase II cis-regulatory region sequence-specific DNA binding; zinc ion binding; DNA-binding transcription factor activity, RNA polymerase II-specific. The record is from RefSeq and is a predicted model, not a curated record. Lineage: Eukaryota; Fungi; Ascomycota; Eurotiomycetes; Eurotiales; Aspergillaceae. The transcript is spliced from 6 exons. Gene Ontology annotation, cellular component: nucleus.